GCGAGGUGGCCGGCGAGCAAACGCCGAGUCAGCCAGUUGAUUGUUCUGCGGUGAUAAGGGAGGUGCGAUUUCGGCUCGUCAGGUACGCCGUUUUGCGGGGCUCGAUCUCUGGACUCGAUAAGACGUUUGGUGGUGUGCCGGCUUGCAGCGGAGCAGUUGGCGGAGAGGUCUGCAGAACGCUGCUCUCAGAAGUCGCCCCGAGUCGAACCGAGCCAAGUCGGGUAAACCGGCGAGGCUGCCCCUCGAGCCGAGCCGCCGCGUGAUUCUGAGCGAGUCUCCGCGCACCCCGCCGACCGACCCCGACCCGCCGACCGCCAUGGACAUGAGCACGGCCAGCCAGCAGCAGCACGACCCGAGCGGCGGCGAGCACGCCGGCGUGGCGGCGGCGCGCUCCUGGUACGACCACCAGCAGCGUCUGCUGGAGAACCCGCCGGCGCCCUGCCUGCCCGCCUCCGAGGACGUCGAGACCUACCUGCCCACACUGGAGGCCAGCGCCGGCCGCGCCGGCCACCGCUACUUCGGCGCGGCGCACGCGGGCUACGCGCCGGCGCACCCCGACUGGGGCUCCCGGAUGGCGCACUUCCCGUCGCACCUGCACUCGAUGAUGCCGGGCGGCUCGUGGUACACUCCGCUGGCCUCUCGCGGCGUCCAGAACCCCAUCAUCCCGACGUCGAGUCCGCACCUGUUCUCGUUCCCGCCGACGCCGCCCAAGGACGCGGCCGCUGAGGCCGCCGCCGCCGCCGCCGCCUCGUCCAGCGCCGCGGCCGACUACGGCCAGCACCAGCACCAGCAGCACCACCACCAGCAGCACCCGCAGCAGCAGCCGCAGCAGCAGCAGCAGCCGCAGCAGCAGCAGCAGGCGCCGCCGCAACACCAGCAGCAGCAGCAGGCGAUGACCAACUCGGAGUCGCUCGACAUCAAGCCGGUGCUGAGCGGCGGCGCCAGCAAGCCCCGCGAAGGUACGCCCACGCAGCCGAGCCAGUCGCCGCCGUUCGCCGGCGGCGUGUACUCGCAGGCGGGUGCGGCGGCCGCCACCGAGUCGGGCCCGCUGGCGGCCAACGCCAGCGGGUUCGUGUCCCCCUACCCGGCCCAGUUCGGGCCCAAGCCGGACAUGUCGCCCCCGCGACCCAAGCAGAAGUCGCGCUCCUCAGCCGAGGGUCGCGAGUGCGUCAACUGCGGGGCCACUUCGACCCCACUCUGGAGACGGGAUGGCAACGGUCACUACCUCUGUAACGCCUGCGGCCUCUACUACAAAAUGAACGGCCAGAACCGACCGCUAACCAAGCCCAAACAGCGCAUGUCGGCGUCACGAAGAGCCGGCACCACCUGCUCCAACUGCAAGACGUCGACGACGACUCUGUGGCGGCGGAACGGCCAGGGCGAGCCGGUCUGCAACGCCUGUGGCCUCUACUACAAACUGCACAACGUGAACCGGCCCAUCACCAUGAAGAAGGAGGGCAUCCAGACCAGGAACAGGAAGCUGUCGGCCAAGUCGAAGAAGAAGGAGCGCUACGGCAUCCAGGAGUUCAUCCGGCCGAUGGAGAAGGUUGGCUUCGGCUUCCCCGGCUCCAACUUCGCUCCGGGCAUGUCGCCGUACAUGGCCUACCCGAACAACAUGCAGUCGAUGGGCAACUUCGCGCCGCAGCCGACCUACUCGGCAAUGCCCAGUAUAGGCAGCCUGGGCAUAGCCACCUCCAACGGCAUGAACGGCUGGCGGAACGACUUCCACUAGGGGCGAGGGCGCAGCAGCCGCGCUCCGGCCGCUCCGGGCCGGUCCGGGAUGGUCCAGGAUGGUCCGGGAUGGUCCGGGAUGGUCCGGGAUGGUCCGCUCGGACCAGGUGACCCGGCGGCGGCGGCGCACGCCCAGCCAUGCCACCAGGUUGCCUAUCUGUGAUAUGCUCUAGUCCAAUAAGAAGAUUGCCUUGUUACCAGCCACAUGGAGAACCUCACCGGGUGUCUGGUUAGAAGGGCCGCCGAAAGGCCGGCUGCUCAGUCGGCGGCUGGCCACCGCCGCCCGGCAGCGUCCGGGACGACCCUGCUCUGUCUGACACCGUGCGAGACACUGACACGUGUCAGACGCCAACUGACACUGUGUCCGCCCCCGGGACAGUGGGGCAGCCGGAGCCACUGGCUACCUCAGAUCACCAGCCCGUCACCGGCCCGUCACCAGUCGGUCACCGGCCCGUCACCGGCCCGUCACCCCGGCCGGGCACCAGCCAGCCGGUGCUGUCCGGCCGCCGCCGACCCCUCUUGCCACUAGCCACUGUCUGUCGGCCGGACCUGGUGACGGACCGGGUGACGGACCGCGUGACGGGUCGCGGUCACUGACGGACCGGGGUACGGACCACGGUCCCUGACAGACGCCGGGCCGGGCCGCCGACCCCUCCCCCGCCACCCCCGGUGCAAUAUUGUCUCCAUAUUCCGGCCGGAGCCGCCGCUCCUCCGCCGGCCGACCGCCACAAACCUACUGUGCAGGCCAUUGUAAAUACACAAACACACUGACGGACGACACACACACACACACACAUACACAGUGGUGAUGACUAUGUGCACUCCAAUGGGGUUUGUUUUUCACGUGCAGUGGAUAUUUGAUUGUGAGCAGCCCGUGUGUCCGGGACAUUCCAAUACUGUUUCCUGGCCGGACCUUCUGUGUAAUUACUGUACAAAUGUCGACAGUUUAGGCCUGAUCUCAUUCCUGAGCGUUAAUGCGAAUGUGUAUCGAGCUUAACAGUGCGACAACCGGUUCUCGUCUUGUAACUGUUCGCGUGUUGUUAACAAUCGAUUCCAGUGUGUUGCGUUAACUGCUUAUGUCUAAAUGCGUCCCGCGUUUGCAUACAUAUAAUUAAUAUUGUGGUAAUAUGAUACAUUGUCAACAGUGUGUUGGAACGCCAUGGAAAAUAAAAAUUAUGGUGGAGUUAA
This is a messenger RNA of Amphibalanus amphitrite, 2919 nucleotides long. RefSeq names its product GATA-binding factor 2-like. The coding region runs from base 317 to 1732 and encodes 471 amino acids. Gene Ontology annotation, biological process: cell fate commitment; negative regulation of transcription by RNA polymerase II; positive regulation of transcription by RNA polymerase II. Gene Ontology annotation, cellular component: nucleus. Lineage: Eukaryota; Metazoa; Arthropoda; Thecostraca; Balanomorpha; Balanidae. Gene Ontology annotation, molecular function: DNA-binding transcription factor activity, RNA polymerase II-specific; zinc ion binding; RNA polymerase II cis-regulatory region sequence-specific DNA binding. The record is from RefSeq and is a predicted model, not a curated record. The transcript is spliced from 8 exons.